CGGAAGUGUUUGAGAAACGGUUAAAAGCCUGAUGACGUAGGCUAGCUACCGUUAGCUGUCAGCCGGGUUCAGUCGUUGUGCAGGAUGGAGGUGACACGCCGAAAUUUUAAAGAGAGUUUAAACGCGGUGUACAGCGCGUUAGAGGAGGCGGACUUCCUGGCCAUCGAUGGAGAGUUUUCAGGGAUAAGCGACGGUCCUAAUGUCAGUGCACUCACCAACGGGCUGGACACUCCGGAGGAGCGAUACAGCAAGCUUAAGAAGCACUCCAUGGACUUCCUGCUGUUCCAGUUUGGAAUAUGUACAUUCAAGUACGACCAGACAAAGUCAAAGUAUAUCACAAAGCCUUUUAAUUUUUAUGUAUUCCCGAAACCGUUCAACAGGACGUCCCCCGACUUAAAGUUCAUCUGUCAAAGUUCCAGUAUUGACUUCCUGGCCAGUCAGGGAUUUGACUUCAACAAGGUGUUCUGUCAAGGAAUCCCGUACUUGAACCAGGAAGAGGAAGUCCAGCUGAGGGAGCAGUCGGAGGAGAGGAGACAUCAACAUGCUAACGGUGUCGGGACACCGUCCUUCAUCUCCCCAUCCUCCAAAGGCCCUGCACACGUACCUGAGGAACAUAAAGACUUCAUCAACAGGGUGAUAGGGAAGGUCGAUGCCCUCUUGACUAACUCGGAGAAGAGUUUGGACUUGGAUCCAUGUACUGGGUUUCAGAGAAAGCUGAUUUACCAAACUCUAAACUGGAAGUUUCCCAAAGGGAUUCAUGUAGAAACUGUGGAAACAGAAAAGAAGGAGCGCUACAUCCAAGUCAUCAAAGUAGAUGACGAGGAGAGGAAGCGGAGGGAACAGCAGAAACGUGAGAGGGAGCAGGAGGAGCUAAAUGAUGCUGUUGGCUUCUCCAGGGUCAUCCACGCCAUCUCUAAAUCGGGUAAACUCGUGGUUGGCCACAACAUGCUGUUGGAUGUGAUGCACACCAUCCACCAGUUCUACUGCCCUCUGCCAGAGGAUCUUCAAGACUUUAAAGAGGUCACCAUGUGUGUCUUCCCAAGACUUCUGGACACAAAGUUGAUGGCUUCCACACUGCCUUUUAAGGAGUUGAUCACUAACACGUCUUUGGCAGAGUUGGAGAAACAGGUGAAGGAGAGUCCCUUCAAGUCGCCACAAGUCGAAACGGCAGAGGGGUUCCACAGUUACGACACCGCCCAGCAACAGCUCCACGAGGCCGGGUACGAUGCCUACAUCACCGGCCUCUGUUUCGUCUCGAUGGCCAACUAUCUGGGCUCUUUCCUGACUCCACCCAAAGCGUACAUCUCUCCUCACUCCAAACUAGUUGAGCCGUUCUUUAACAAGCUUUUCCUGAUGAGGAUAAUAGAUAUUCCCUACCUCAAUGUCACCGGACCAGAUUUGCAACCUAAAAGAGACCACGUCCUGUUUGUCACCUUCCCCAAAGAGUGGAAGACGAGUGACCUCUACCAGCUCUUCAGUGCCUUUGGAAACAUCCAGGUUUCCUGGCUAGACGACACGUCGGCGUUUGUGUCCCUGAGUCAGACGGACCAGGUACAGAUAGCGAUGAACACCAGCCGCUACGCAGAGAGUUACAGGAUCCAGACGUAUGCCGAGUACGUCAAGGGCAAGCAUCAGAACAAGGAGAAGCUCGGCCAGACGCCCAAAUCUUGGGGGGAGGACGGCUGGAGGAAGCCUCACUACGCCUCAGCUACUUCUGCUGCUACUUUUGGAUACCCCCGGGGUCUGCGGAAACGCAGCAUCAGUCCCGUUCAGGGAGAGCAGGGUUCCGCAGAUGCGCCGGUCACAGACGGCUGGAGUAACUACUCGUACCCGGAUAGCGCAGGCAGCAAGAAGAUGAAAACGGAUGACAAAAGUGGACAGGCGAAUGCAGAGGCCAUCGAGAGCAAGACCUCAGAAGGAUGGCUGAAGACGGCAGAUGCAUCAGAUUCAACGGGGUCCAGUCCAGUUCCUGAUGACGAUGAGGCGGAAGAGAAGGAAAGUCCUGAAGGCAAUGAUGCCGAGGGGACGGUCACCUGGCAACAAGCCCCGGCAGUCCACGGGAGAAAAGGUCAAAAGAAAAAGAAGUCCAAAGGCGCUACAUCUACAACGUCGCUGUUCGAGGUGCCAGACGUCUGGUAGCGGGAGGUGAGGCGUGGAGAGGCCGCCGUCCCACAAUGAGCUCCUGCUCAAGAGUCUCUUAAGCACUUGGGGCGCUCUCCUGCGAGGCCGCACAUCACUGGGAGGGGAGCGCGCCCAAAACGAAUCGGUUCACUCGGCAGCUGUGGAUACCGUGUCCAAAGCUACCAGCCAAGACUGGACUCCUGACGGAGAACAAGCCAUAACAACAGCUGCCAUAUUUUGAUCUCGUAUUGUUGGGAGCAGCCAACUCUUCUGGGUAAACGCGCGCACGCACACUCUUCACUAAAAUCUUAAACUCUAAUCUCAGCAAGGUUCAUUUAUUCUGUGUUCAGACUUGGCGCUGCCGCCACACUUUGAAAAGCAUUCAUCAUUUUUAUGACCGUCUCAUAUUCUGUGAGUUGGUGCAUGUGAGGGAGGCGUACAUCUUCUCCUCUUUGGGUCACUCGGUUUCAUAACUCGUGAGAUGAAAUGCUGCCUGACAGGUUCUGUAGUUUACGAUGUCUGGGUUAUAGUAUUUUAAAUGCAGUCAAAUAUAUAUAUUUUUUUUUUCAUUUUAAAAUAAGUUCUGUUUUAUCCGACAUGUAUAAGCUUAUCAAUGAUGUGAUGUUUGUUAUUGGUGGCGCUUGUGUUCUUUUUGUACAGAAUUGUUCUUUCCCCUUUUUCUUUUCUCGUGUUAAAUGUUUUGUAACGUGUCAACCCUGCAAAUGUCAAAGUGUGUUCUAAUGCAAAAAGGUGUAAAAAUACUUAAACUAUUUCCUUGGAAAGGGGAAGAAAAAAAAAAUUAAAGAAUUUUUCUUAGUA
Molecule: messenger RNA, 2940 nt
Organism: Cyclopterus lumpus (lumpfish)
Lineage: Eukaryota; Metazoa; Chordata; Actinopteri; Perciformes; Cyclopteridae
Gene: parn
Product: poly(A)-specific ribonuclease (deadenylation nuclease)
Exons: 26
Coding region: 85-2139 (684 amino acids)
Biological process (GO): nuclear-transcribed mRNA poly(A) tail shortening
Cellular component (GO): cytoplasm; nucleus
Molecular function (GO): metal ion binding; RNA binding; poly(A)-specific ribonuclease activity
Source: RefSeq, a predicted model, not a curated record